This is a messenger RNA of Neolamprologus brichardi, 4060 nucleotides long. NCBI's taxonomy places the organism in Eukaryota, Metazoa, Chordata, Actinopteri, Cichliformes, Cichlidae. The record is from RefSeq and is a predicted model, not a curated record.
UGGACAUCGUCACCACAAAUGAAGGAGACCAUUCAGUGGGAGAGCAGAGAUGCUUUCAGCUUUCUUUUCCAAAAACUGUGAUUGAAACAGAAGAGAUCAAACUAACGACAGACUGUGCUGACACAGACGUUUUCCUAAACUUAAUCGGGGUCAGAGUGUCAAUGAGCUUCCUUUGACCCUCUUCUGCGCUGAGAAAUAAACACUUUCAUUUAAUUAAAGAGAGUGUCAUGAAAGGCUUAAGUCUCAGCCGGGGGUUGCUGGUCCUUCUGCUCCUUUGGACUUUGUCAGCUGUCAUUGAUGCAGGCAGCGCAGAACGAGGAGCAUCUGGAAGAAGGAGAGGAGGAAGUGGUGGAGGCGCCGGCGAGAAAAGGAGGAAGUUGCACCGCAUCCAGCACGGCCAGUGCAGCUACACCUUCAUCCUGCCAGAGCUGGACGGAUGCCCCGGUGGAGGGUCGCCAUCGCAGACGCAACGCUACGGUGGCUUUCAGGGCGGGCCGGGUGUCGUGCAGAGAGACUCGCCGCCUGCUGACAGCGAAUGGUCGGCGCAGAAACUGCAACACCUGGAGAGCACGAUGGAGAACAACACACAGUGGCUGCAGAAGUUGGAGAACUUCCUUCAGAAGAACAACAGGCGUGACGUUGCCAACAUGCAGUCGCAUGUCGUUCACAACCAAACGGCCACGAUGCUGGAAAUCGGCACGAACCUGCUCACGCACACAGCAGAGCAGACACGCAAACUCCAUGUGGUCGAAGCAAAGGUCCUAAACCACACAUCUCAGAUCGAGAUAAAGCUUCUGGAGAAUUCUCUGUCCACCAACAAGCUGGAAAAGGAACUGUUACUGCAAACUUCAGAGAUCAGCCGGCUGCAAGAUAAGAACAGUCAUUUGGAGAGCAAAGUUCAGAUGUUGGAGUCGAAGCAGCGAGGAGAGCUGGAGGACAUGAGGCAGGAGAAGAAUAGACUUCAAGUUAUGACCAAUCAAGGUGUCUACUCUAUGAGGGUGGAGAUGAUGGACUGGGAGGGAAACUCCGCCCACUCCCACUAUGACCGAUUUACACUGACCAGUGAGCGACAGCAGUACAGGUUGUAUCUGAGAGGUUACAGUGGCACAGCAGGGAAGCAGAGCAGCCUGACCACCCACGGCUCCGGCUUCAGCACCCGAGACAAAGACAACGACAACUGCGAACACUGCAAAUGUGCCAUGAUGCUCACUGGAGGUUGGUGGUUUGAUGCCUGCGGUUUCUCCAACCUAAAUGGUGUGUACUACUCCAUCGGCCACAACAUCAGGAAGCUUAACGGCAUCAAGUGGCACCACUUCAAAGGUCCCAGCUACUCCCUGCGCGCCACCUCCAUGAUGGUACGACCCUAUGACUUUUAAAGGCACCCUUCACCCUCUACAAUGGUUUGAUCCAACGGAGCUUAAAUACCACAGCGGUAUCGACCUUCAACUCCUCUGAAAUACCAUCCAAAGCUUCAAAACAAUGGCUCCCACCUUCACCACCAUCAUGGUACAACCCUAAAACACCUCUUGGAUAUGAUAUGGUACAGCCCUGAACUGAGGAAAUAGUGACUUUAAAACAAUAAUGGUUAAAGUCAUGUGACUCGUGAGGACCUUGUUUGUUACAUGUCUCCUGGACUUGUUUUCAUAACCAAGGAUCAUAUUGAGGAAAAUAAGGGAUGGAUCAUGUAAGAAAAUAUCUCGUCUGCUUGAAAUGUGAUUGUCAUUUAAAUAUGAUGAUGACGACACACAUUUUCAGCCAGUCUGUGCUGGAAGCUAUUAAACUGGUUGUGCUGGUUUGUACACGUGAGAAGUGCCUAAAGUGUUCACCCACACAGCCAGCCAGUCGCUGCGAGACGUGGGUCGGAUUGUUGCUUUUGGGUUGGAAAAGGUACACUCUGUGGUACUCAGUCACUCCACCCCGGCUGGUACAGAAAGGGCGACUGAGGGCUUUCCAGAGCUGGAGCAUACUGGCAGCUUCACGGUACUUUCCUAUAUGACAUUUGAGAAUGUGUUUAAUGGUAAAAGGCAUGAAUGUGGACCUUCAUAGCUCACCUGGUAGAACAGGCAUCGUUUUACUGAAGGAUGAGUUCGCUACUGUAGCCUGGGCUGCCCCCAUUAAACUGUCACUGUCUAAUAAAGUAAUAAUAUUAUCCACAAAUCUGAAUUGAAAUACCUCUGUGGCUAGCAUGAAGGUAUUCGCCUGCUUUUUUAGGAGGGAAUACGAGAUUCUCUUUGAUGUUAUCAGUGUUUAUAGUGCCACUAUCUAUGACCGGCACCUAAACACAGACAAGAUUUAGACAGCUGAUGUCCGUGUCUAUGGGAGGUGCUACGGCCUCUGUCUGCCAUAUCACCUUCCCAUGGACCCAACUUCUGCUUCUCAGAUCUGUUGAGAUGAGCACAGUCCUAACGGAUAACUGGCUCUGCACCAGCACAACAAUGGAAAAGAGGUUUGAGUGAUUGGCUAGUUUUUGGUCUUUUGGUGAGCAAUUGCAUGUGCCAUAAAUGUCCUUGCACGUGGAAGCACUGCAACAUGUUAAUCAACAGACAGUGACUGUUUGUUAACAGAUAUCAAAGAACUGUGGAGAGACUGCAGAUUUUUGCAAAUGUACUUUCCAGAUGGUACACAGGGCAGCAAGUUAUACAAACUCGUCAUUUUUGUAGUGUGAUUGUGAAACCUCGGCGCUAGCGUUUUGGUCCCUGCCAUAUUGGGCUCUUGGAGCCAGAAGUGGCCAUAUUUGGAUAAAAGGGUGGCGUUCCGAGUUACCAAUUCCUGGAAAUCUUGGUGAGGAGCUUCAUCUCUCAAACAGAUCCCUGCAAAUUGCUAACACACUAUUCAAAUACUAGAAUUUCACUCAUCAAAACUGGAGCGCAAACUUUUUUGGACAGCCUGCACCACACAGCACGCCAGGCUAUUAGUCAGAUAAUUGUCAGAUCAAAACUGCUCCAACAGGGAGCAGGAUGGCAAACAUGAUGCAGCGACUGUAAGCAGCAGCUCUAUGACAGCUCGCAGCCACAGCAGCCUGCAAGCCUCCAAAUACUGAAACAGGUGAGUUAGCAAAAAAUAUUUACAACCUUGUUUUUGUUGUAAGGGCUGAAUGACCUCCAUGAGUUUGUCCUGUGACUUCUGUUGCUGCGAGUCUUUCUACAGAAAACGUCUAUGUUUAAGGAAACGUUAAUAUAAGGCGAGAAAACGAGCAGUGAGGAUAUUGGAGUUUAUUACACGGACAGUUUAAUACUGAGCGAUAUGUGACUGAGCAGAGUGGAGUUGGCUUUCACAACCCACUUUUACUUGGACUGUUUUUAAAGGAAGCCAGCGUUUCCACAUGUUUAUCAACAAUUUUAUAAACGUGGACGCUAAAGCUGGUGUGACUGCCAGAACAUGAAUCACAUCAAACUGAUGAAACGUGAGAGUCACGUUGAGGAUUGAUCUGAUUAGCUGGAACAACAUCAGGAGCCACGGCGGAUGAUGUCCAGCAGGAGAAGGUGAUUUUCUUCCCGCUCGCCUCCUCCUUUGGCUGGUUUGGAUGCGCGGUGGUGGACGGUCCAUCCUGGGAAUGUCCUCGUGUGACCCUGGACGUAAUUGUGGGACGUCUUAGAUGCCGAAUCAGCACAUCUCAGAUUCUACUUACCGUGCACAGCGUUGAUUGAAGCUUGUGCAUCAUAAAUAGAGAAUGAUGCAUGACACAUGCAGCUGGAGAGACCCUGAACGCUCUGGUUUUCAUUAUUGGUCAAGAAAUAAUGGCAAGCAGAUUGAGUUUUUUCAUGAAUAAGUAAUCGCAUGUUUGCAUAUGUCAACACUUAAAGAACUCUACAAGGAAGAAAGGAGGCAAACAAAACGCAGAUCAACCUUUUGCAGCUGUUUUUGUUUUGGACGAUGAGCAAAGAAAAGAAUUCAGUGAAAGUGAACUACACGCCAGUGAUUUACCAGAUUCUGAAGUAUUGUUGCUAUAAUUAUCUUCCUAAUACGAACAAUAUUGUUUUUUUGUCUCUUGUUGGUCUCUGCUCUUCAUUACUGCACAAAUAAACUAAAUUCCCAUCGCUGUCAUACAAACAAUAAAUGA